Molecule: messenger RNA, 1258 nt
Organism: Lontra canadensis (Northern American river otter)
Lineage: Eukaryota; Metazoa; Chordata; Mammalia; Carnivora; Mustelidae
Gene: RNF223
Product: ring finger protein 223
Exons: 2
Coding region: 490-1215 (241 amino acids)
Biological process (GO): protein ubiquitination
Molecular function (GO): ubiquitin protein ligase activity
Source: RefSeq, a predicted model, not a curated record
AUCCCAGGGGCUGCCAGAGGAAGGGUUUACCCUGGCACCCAGCACCCCCAGACCUGCCCCAGCCUCACCCCAGGCUCGGAUCUCUCACCUCUGACUUCCCGCGCUCCGCUGCCCAGCCUGCCGGGGCGAGGACAGCAGGCCAGCCAAUCCCAGAGGCCCCAGGCCACACCCCUGGCUGGUAUGACCCUGAGUGUAUAAAUACACCUGCCGGAAGCCGGCACCCAGAGAAUUCACACCUGCUCCGGACAGUUCUCGGCCUCUGGAAGCGUGCACACAGCCCCCUGAGCCCCGCUUGCCUGGGACAGAGCAGUGGGCACACCUGCCAGACCAGUGCCACCAGGAAGGACAGCGGCUGGCGGCCAGCCGGGAGGAGAGGGGCCAAAGAAGCUCCCGCGGGACAGGAGCGCUCAGAGCCUCACAGCCUGGUGGUGCCCAGCCUCGAGGACCAUGCUCGGGCCUUGCUGACGACCCCCAGCCACCAGCUCAGUCAUGUCAUCGGGCCAGCAAGUGUGGCAUACAGCCGUGCCAGCCCUUGGUUGGACCAGCCCCAUGGCCCCUGUGCCCAGGUCCCCCAGCACCCCUGGCUCAGAGAAGGCGGCCUCCCCGCUGGAGUGCUCCAUCUGCUUCUCGGGCUAUGACAACAUCUUCAAGACGCCCAAGGAGCUCUCCUGCACACACGUCUUCUGCCUGGAGUGCCUGGCACGGCUGGCGGCCGCCCAGCCCACAGGCCGGCCCGGCGGCGAGGCUGUGCCCUGCCCCUUCUGCCGGCAGCCCACGGCUAUGCCGGCGGCCGGGGCCCCCGCGCUGCGCACCAGCCGCCAGCUGCAGGCCAGGAUGGCGGCACACCUGCGGCGGGAGGAGCCCGUGUGGCUGGAGGGCACUAAGCUCUGCUGCCACCCGCCGCCCACCACCCCCGGCCGCCCGGCGCCCGGCUUCGUGUGCGUGGACGUGGGCCUGAGCAAGCCCGCGGAACCUGCUGCGCCCCCGCCCGCCCCGCGCCCUGCCCGUCCCCGGGGCCGGCUGGCCCGCUGCUGGGUGCGCUGCAGGGACUGGAGGCGGGUGGCACUGGUCACUGCCCUGCUGCUGGUGCUCUUCUGUGUGGUGCUCUGGCCCGUACAGUGCGCGCUCAAGACCGGGAACUUGCGCUGCCUCCCCCGGCCGCCUGCCACCGCUGCCACCGCCGCCUUCUCUCCUGGACCCCUGGCCGACAACUAGGCUCGGCCACCCUGGCCCCAGCUCCGGCUGUGGGUCCCCCGCC